CUUUAGUUAAGUAAGAGAAGUCGAAGGAAGAGACCGGGGAGCCGUAGAUUAUCGCCACUUGCUUUUAUAAUUGUCACCAGAUAUGAAGGCCGCUUUCCAUAUUAUACGACAAAGUGCAGGAAGAAUUCAGUUGGCUCAAGCCAGAAAAAAUAUACCUACAAUACGAUAUUACACAUCAGCUGUUAGUCAAAAGAUGGAAGACGCAAAAAAACGUGUUGCUGCAUUGACGGAGGAUCCUGGAAACGAUGUAAAGCUCAAAAUGUAUGCCCUCUUUAAGCAGGCUACUGUUGGGAAGUGCAAUACAAAGAAACCUGGGGUGUUUGAUUUUGUUGGACAAGCUAAGUGGAGUGCAUGGAAUGAACUAAGUGAUAUGAGUAAGGAAGAAGCAGAAAAGCAGUAUAUUGAAAUUGUUGAUAAUUUGGCAGGUUCUGCACCAGUUAAAUCAGCUGGUACAACUACAACAGCAUCAUCACCGUCAUCUGUGGUGGAGGGCAUUGACAUCAAAAAAGAAAAUGGAAUAUGUACAAUCAAAUUUAACAGGCCAAAGAAAUUAAAUGCAAUUACCACAUUGAUGUACGAUGUCAUUCGAGACACAUUGAAUGAGACAGCUAAAGAUGACACAAUCAAAGUAGCAGUGAUCACUGGUGAGGGUGAUUUUUACUGUAGUGGUAACGAUCUUGCCAAUUUUACACAAAUGCCACCUGAGGGUCCCGCAAAACUUGCAGCCGAGGGAAGAGAGCGAUUGAGGUUAUUUGUAAACGCAUUUAUUAAUUAUCCGAAGCCGUUAAUUUGUGCAGUAAACGGACCAGCUAUCGGUAUCUCUGUUACAGUGAUGGCACUCGCCGAUCUGGUGUAUGCAUCUGAAGCAGCUACCUUUCACACACCGUUCAUGACUCUAGGUCAAAGUCCAGAAGGCUGUUCGUCGUACACAUUCCCGAAAAUAAUGGGGGAUGCAAAGGCUAACGAAAUACUUCUAGCUGGCAGAAAACUUACUGCGAAGCAAGCAUGCGAUCGUGGCCUAGUAACAGACGUCAUACCGCACAGUGAAUUUCAUCAGACGAUAGCAGAAAAAGUUAACGCAAUUGCGCAAUUACCUCCAAAGUCUGUGAUGUAUUCCAAAGCUUUAAAUCGAUCGCGGGAGAAGGACAUGUUAGAAAAGGUCAAUUUGGAGGAGUGUAUACGACUCGAGGAAAGAUGGCUUUCCGAAGAAUGCAUGAACGCUGUUAUGUCGUUUUUGUCGAAACACUCGAAAAUGUAAUUUAUAAAGUUAGGCGUUGUUUAUAUUUUUGUAUUUUCUUUUCAAAUUCAAACUCACUCUUAAAA
Messenger RNA from Hydractinia symbiolongicarpus, 1323 nucleotides. RefSeq names its product enoyl-CoA delta isomerase 2-like. The coding region runs from base 83 to 1258 and encodes 391 amino acids. NCBI's taxonomy places the organism in Eukaryota, Metazoa, Cnidaria, Hydrozoa, Anthoathecata, Hydractiniidae. Gene Ontology annotation, molecular function: fatty-acyl-CoA binding. The transcript has 8 exons. The record is from RefSeq and is a predicted model, not a curated record.